Momordica charantia (bitter melon) is the source of this 2447-nucleotide messenger RNA. RefSeq names its product putative galacturonosyltransferase 4. Lineage: Eukaryota; Viridiplantae; Streptophyta; Magnoliopsida; Cucurbitales; Cucurbitaceae. The record is from RefSeq and is a predicted model, not a curated record. Gene Ontology annotation, molecular function: polygalacturonate 4-alpha-galacturonosyltransferase activity.
AGGAAAAAUCAAAUUCCAUCACUCUCUCUCUCUCAAUGUGCCGCAUUUUUUCUUCCAAGUGAGAAUUUCUUGGUUCAGAAGGAGAAAGAAAAAAAGUUUCUCAAUAAAGAAAUUGGUGUGGCUAUGGUUGAUCUACGAGGGAGUGACAAUGGUGGUGAGGAAUUUGGUGCUGUUUAUGCUUUUUGUGACUGUCAUUGCUCCGAUUCUGCUUUACACUCAUCGUCUCGGAUCCUUCAAUUUCUCCUCCUCGAGAGGCGAAUUCCUGGAAGAUUUUUCGAGUUUUACUCUAAGUGGUCAUUCUGAACACUUGAAUAUACUUCCUCUUGAAUCCUCUAGGACUCUUAAGGAACCCGUUGGAACCGUGUACUCUAACAAUAUAGCUCAUCCAGAACAUGAUUUGUCCGCUGCCGGGCAGAAUUCAACCGAUGUCCAAGGCUCAGUUCAAGAUUUGCAAUUACUGGAAUCGCGGGAGCAUAUAUCUGCUCGCGCACUGUCCACCACGAAUGAGAACGUUAGUUCUAGUACAGAGAAUCCCAUCAGGCAGAUCACUGACCAACUUGGGCAGCCGAAUCUCAGCAAAGGCAUUUCGGUACAAUCUGGCACUAAUAGUGUGAAGGAAAGAAAGCGUGAACAACAAUCCAUGCAAUCCACUGACAAGGUUCGCAAGGCAAGAGAAUCAUCUAAAUCAGCAAAAGAUGAGGAUCAAGUUGCUGCACCAAAUGCAAAGGUUCAGUAUCUUAAAGAUCAACUUGUCCAGGCAAAACUAUUUCUUUCCCUUUCAGCCACAAGGAAUAGCGUUCACUUUAUUAGACAACUACGUCAACGGAUGAAAGAAAUUCAACGCAUUCUAGGGCGUGCAAACAAAGAUUCGGAGCUACCUAGGGAUGCUCAAGAGAAGUUAAAGGCCAUGGAUGAAACAUUGACCAGAGGAAAGCAGAUUCAGGAUGACUGUGCUUUGAUGGUCAAAAAGGUUCGGGCUAUGCUCCAGUCCACAGAGGAGCAGCUACGAGUGCACAGGAAGCAAGCAUUGUUCUUGUCUCAGUUAACGGCAAAAACACUUCCUAAGGGCCUUCACUGUCUUCCCUUACGCCUGACAACCGAAUACUAUAGCUUGAAUUAUUCUCAGCAACCGUUUCCCAGUCAAGAAAAACUAGAAGACUCCAGUCUGUUUCAUUAUGCAUUAUUCUCAGAUAAUGUAUUGGCAGCAGCGGUUGUUGUAAAUUCGACCAUUGCUCAUGCAAGGGAUGCCUCAAAACAUGUUUUCCACAUCGUAACCGACCAGCUCAAUUAUGCUGCAAUGAGGAUGUGGUUCCUAGUUAAUUUGCCUGGUAAAGCAACUAUUCAGGUUCAGAGUAUUGAGGAAUUCUCAUGGUUAAAUUCAAGUUACAGUCCAGUUCUCAAGCAGUUGGGUUCUCCAUCAGCAAUAAAUUAUUACUUCAAAGCUCACAGAACCCAUUCUGAUUCAAAUAUGAAGUUCCGGAACCCAAAGUACUUAUCCAUUCUGAAUCAUCUCCGGUUUUACUUGCCAGAGAUAUUCCCAAAACUGAAAAAGGUGCUGUUUUUGGAUGAUGACAUAGUUGUGCAGAAAGAUCUUACUGGCCUGUGGUCUCUUGACCUAAAGGGGAAUGUAAAUGGGGCAGUGGAGACUUGUGGAGAAAGUUUCCAUCGUUUUGAUAAGUAUCUUAACUUCUCAAAUGAGCUCAUAUCAAAGAAUUUUGACCCUCGUGCUUGUGGUUGGGCAUAUGGAAUGAAUGUAUUUGAUUUGGAGGAAUGGAAGAGGCAGAACAUUACUGAUGUAUAUCACAAAUGGCAGAAACUCAAUCAUGACAGACAACUGUGGAAGUUGGGAACCUUGCCGCCUGGUCUUAUAACAUUUUGGAAGCGCACGCAUCCUCUAGAUCGAUCCUGGCAUGUUCUAGGCCUCGGAUACAACCCGAACAUCAACCAGAAGGAAAUUGAACGAGCUGCUGUCAUACAUUACAAUGGAAACAUGAAACCCUGGCUGGAGAUAGCCAUACCCAGGUACCGUAGCUAUUGGAUGAAGUAUGUCGAUUUCGACCACGAGUAUCUGCGACAGUGCAAUAUCACCCCAUAACAGGCACCUCAAAUCUUUCUCCUGGUAGCAACAGAAUCAUAUAGUUCCACAGGUGGCAUUCUUUUCCCCCUCCUUUUGUAAAUUAUUCACUUUUAGGUCAAUUCUUUUUGUAGAGAUAAGCUUUUGCCAUCAUAUUAUCAGUUCUUAUAUUUUUGCAUAAUUUGUAUUGUGGGUAACUUGGAUCUCAGAUCAGAUCUGGCUCAAUAUGUAAAUGGUUGAGAGUGUUUUGUUUUUCCUUCAAAUUUACUGAGUGGUGAUAGUGUAAGGAUCCUUGAAGGAAUUGUAAUGUGUACAUUAAAUUUUAGAAACAAGUAAGGUACUAAUUGUGUUUUAUUCUGUGACUUGUUUGGCA